AUGUAUACAACAAUUACAGCACUGUGGAUCAUUUCAAACAGGAGUAACAGAGAUCAGAACAUCAGUGCAGGACUGCCUGUGGAUUAAGCGCGCAUGAAUCUCUGUUGUGAAUGAGAUGAAAGAGGAUUGAGCUCGUGGAUGAAGUUCAUCUCCUCUUGUUUGUGAAGCUGCUGCUCCGCACGUGCAACACCCACUUCCACCCCUUGAGUUUCCCCGCCACGCCCUCACGCACACAAUCCCUGACGAAUAAAAACACGGAUCUUAAAGAAUCCUGCACUGUUAAAUAUACAUUCCAUAUUCAGAUAAUUAAAGCUCAUAUAUUAGUGUUGAAUUUUGCGCAGCGAAAAAAAAAAAACUAUAUUAAGAAAAACCCACACGCAUCUCAUUAGCAUAAAAUAUUAGUUAUCCUUACAUGGGUAUCCCCAACAAUUAAAAAAAAAAAAAAGGUCCACGGAAGGCUCACCCGCCCGCCCUUCCCACUUGUAAACAAUUACCAGCGCAACACGUCACCGAGAGCUCCGCCGGUGACAUCAUCACCGAACGCAGCAUUCCCGAGAGCUUCAGCUGAUCUGAUUGGUCGCGCGGGGUCUGGUGGAUCUUCAAAGCCCGAGCCGAACGCAUUUGUGAAGCGGUGGGCGGUAAAAGUCUCCAAAACAGCCGAGGGACUUAUAAAUGUAAAGACCUUUCACAGGUGAUGGCAACUUCACUUCUUGGGGAGGAACCGAGGGUUGGAUCCACUCCAUUGGCCAUGUUAGCAGCAACCUGUAACAAAAUCGGGAGCUCGAGUCCCUCCUCGGACAGCGGCUCGUUUGGAAAAGGAGGUUUUCACCCGUGGAAACGCGCAGCGCCCAGCAGCUGUUCCCUCUCCCCGUUCGGCGCGCAACGGAACGAGACUUUCAGCGCCAACAGCUCGUUCUCCUUAACGGGCACUAACACCUCCACCAGUCCAUUUGGAAACGACUAUCCCGUGUUUCAGACGUCAGUCGCGAACAGUUCUCCGGACCCGAGCGCGCAGUCGGUGUUCAUCUCCAAAGUGGACACUCUGCAGGGGAUUUACCCCAGGAUGAGCGUCACGCACCCGUAUGAGACUUGGUUCAAGUCCGCGCAUGCUGGCAUCUCCGCCGGGGACGUGGGCACCGGUAGCGGGUCCUCCUGGUGGGAUGUGGGCACCGGUUGGAUUGAUGUUCAAAGCGCGAACGGCGCCGCGCUGCAUUCGCCCCUGAGCGGGUACAACUCAGACUAUUCCACCAUCACUCACUCCGCAUUCAGCGCCAGUCCAUCUCCGCAUCUUCUUACAGGUGGGCAGCACCUGAUGGACGGAUUCAAACCGGUUUUAUCCGCCACCUAUACAGACACCAGUCCCGGUGCCACAAGCGCAGUUUUAGCCGGGACCCCGGUGGUACCGCUCGCCGGGUCUCCGCGCUCAUCAACCAGGCGCUACUCGGGAAGAGCGACCUGCGACUGUCCGAACUGUCAGGAGGCGGAGAGGCUGGGGCCCGCGGGGGCCAGUCUGCGCAGAAAGGGCCUCCACAGCUGCCACAUCCCGGGCUGCGGAAAAGUAUACGGAAAGACUUCUCACCUCAAAGCGCAUUUGCGCUGGCACACCGGCGAGAGGCCGUUCGUCUGUAACUGGCUGUUCUGUGGGAAGCGCUUCACCAGGUCCGACGAGCUCCAGCGGCAUUUACGCACACACACCGGGGAAAAGAGAUUCGCCUGUCCGGUGUGCAACAAGCGCUUCAUGCGCAGCGACCAUCUCAGUAAACACGUGAAAACGCACAGCGCCGGUGAGCCCGGGUCUAACGGGGUUAAAAAGGGCAGCGAUACCGACAGCGAACAGAGUGUACCGGGCAGCCCAGCCUGUCAGUCCCCGGAAAUGAUCCACACCACAGAACCCGUGCAGAACGGCCUCUGAACAGAACUACAGAACACAUGCAUUCUUAAAGAUAAAGGUUCCAAUGAGAAUCAAAACAUGUUUUAAAAAUAACUUUUUUAAUCUUAAAUUCAUUCGAAAUCGGUUUAUUGGUGAUUAAAGGACCCCCAAAACACCCAACCAACCAUUUUAAUAUCCAAACAACCAUACCAUUGUUUAAAAUUAAGGUUCCAAAAUGUUCUUCUUAAAAAAAUAUAUAUAUAUAUAUAUUUUUUUUUUUUUCUUAAAGAACAUUUUAAAACUCUAAAGAACCUUUUUCCACUAUAAAGGUUCUUUAUGGAACCAUCGAUGCCACACUGUAAAAAAGAAAUGUUGGUUUAACUUAAAAAAAAAAAAAAGUUACCUGGUUGCAUUAAAUUUGAGUUCAUUGAAAAUAAAAAUUUGAGUUAAUACAAUGAAGGCGAUCAACAGAAACGCAACAUAUUAUGUUAUCUGAACUACAUUAAUUAUUGAAGUUGAUUUGAAAAAGAAAAAUGUUGUGAUAAAUAGGGAAAAUAAUUUUUUCCAGUGCAAGAACCUUUAUUUUUAAGAUUAAACUCAAGAAACCUAUGGUUCUUAACAGGUUUUUGGGUCUUCAAAGAACCAGAAGGGCCUUUAUUUUUAAGAGUGUUCACAUGUGGACGCACUCAUUUCGGUGCGCAUGAAAUCAUGCAAAAGGCCAGAGAGUUUAUCAGAAUAUACACCGAUUUUUUUUUAACUAUGUUUUAUCAUAUUUGUCUGUAAAUCAGCAGAAGGUCUCUCUCAGGUGUUCUUGGAUAUUUAUAGAUGAAAAUAACCUCGUAAAAUAAGUACAGAUGAAACACACUGCUGAAAUGCAUACAGAUUCUCCAUGUCUAUUGAGGCACUUUAUUACCUAAAUAAGAAAAUCAAGGACUUUAUUUCUCAGCAGCAGCAACAAUUCUCUUAGCAUUCUGUAUUUGCCAACUGAACCGUUUAAUUUUGUGCUCCUUGAUUUCUAUAACAUGUACGCAUCAUUUGGGGAUUUCUGUACAUUAUUCUUAUUUUCAUCGUGCAGUUGAUAUCUAUGACAGUGAAUCUGAACUCUUCUCAAUGCAAAGUGAAAUUGUACAUAGGAUUGUCUUGAAACUCUAUUUAUCAUCGAGUUUGAUUUGUGAUUUGAAGUCUAUCAGAGUCGCACUUUGAAUCUAUAUUUAUAAUUUCAGGAUCGAAUCAGCUCGAUCAGUUUCUUUAUCUUUUGUUGUAUUAUUAUUUAAUUGCGCAUGUGUUUGUAUUUACUGACGUUUACUUUAAGGUAAUAAAGUCACAUCUGACUUGCUUA
This is a messenger RNA of Ctenopharyngodon idella (grass carp), 3209 nucleotides long. RefSeq names its product sp8 transcription factor a (gene sp8a). Lineage: Eukaryota; Metazoa; Chordata; Actinopteri; Cypriniformes; Xenocyprididae. Gene Ontology annotation, biological process: regulation of transcription by RNA polymerase II. The coding region runs from base 695 to 1912 and encodes 405 amino acids. The transcript is spliced from 2 exons. Gene Ontology annotation, molecular function: DNA-binding transcription factor activity, RNA polymerase II-specific; RNA polymerase II cis-regulatory region sequence-specific DNA binding. The record is from RefSeq and is a predicted model, not a curated record.